Magallana angulata is the source of this 4571-nucleotide messenger RNA. Its product is annotated as CD109 antigen-like. The transcript is spliced from 36 exons. Lineage: Eukaryota; Metazoa; Mollusca; Bivalvia; Ostreida; Ostreidae. Gene Ontology annotation, cellular component: extracellular region. Gene Ontology annotation, molecular function: endopeptidase inhibitor activity. The coding region runs from base 155 to 4462 and encodes 1435 amino acids. The record is from RefSeq and is a predicted model, not a curated record.
UUGGUGAUAAGCCUGCGAGAUUUACUGCAGUCUUUGCCUUAUGCGGAUCUUUAUACAAAAUUGAAAUCAACAACUAGGGAAUGCAAUUUGGAAAUACUACUUAACAAAGGUAUUUUUGAUAAACUCGACAGAACUGGGAAAUACUAUAUACAGAAUGUGGACUAUUGUUGUCCUCGUCUUCUUGGCAACUGCUAUUGCUGAAGACACCUACCUAGUAGUCACACCCUCAGACGUUCGACCCGGGGUACCCCUUAAUAUCAGCAUCAACAUUCUACAGUCCCAUGGCAACGUUAACGUCAAAGCCGACCUGGUUGAGAGAAGCACGAAAAAUCAAAUUGCCACAGCACACGGAAUUUUCUCUCAAAAUGUUCCAGGCAUUCUAACAAUCCAGGUACCAGACAGUUUGGGACUUGGAUCUUACUCACUGGCCGUUCAUGGGACUCAUGGAUUGAAGUUUAGCAAUGAGACGGAUCUGUACUAUCAGUCCAAGAGCGUCUCCAUCUUCAUCCAGACGGACAAAGCCAUGUACAAACCAGGUCAAACUGUCAACUUCCGGGCAUUCGCUAUAUAUCCCAACAUGAGUAUCUAUACAGGAGCUAUGGAUAUUGAAAUUUAUGACCCCAACACUAAUAAAAUCAAACAGAUUUUGGGAGCCAGGGACUCCACAGGCGUGAUCACCAACUAUUUGGAGGUGGAUACCCAACCUGUUCUGGGGGAUUGGAAAAUAAAAGUCAUAGCGCACGGUAAAUCUUCAGAGAAGACGUUUACUAUUGCACACUAUGUUUUACCAAAGUUUGAAGUGACAGUUGAACUUCCUGCAUUUGCUCUCUCUUCCGAUGACAGCCUAAUUGGGACUGUGAAAGCUAAAUAUACCUAUGGUAAACCGGUGGAAGGCUCAGUCAAGCUGCGUGCUAAGAACGAAUACUGGUACCGACCCUGGAACUACCACGGAGACGAACCAAUGAUUGAGCAAACACUGACUCUGACAAACGGUCAAGCCAAAUUCACUCUAUCUGGUCUCAGUACACUCAACAAGUACCUUGGUGAACGGUACAUCAUCGUGGAAGCCAAUGUGACAGAGAGUCUGACAAAAAUAACACUAAGUGGGAACAGUAAAAUACAGUUCCAUCAGCAUGCUGAGAAAAUGGAGUUCCUCGACUCAAACCCUGACACAUUCAAGCCCGGACUUCCUUACACUGGCUAUAUAAGAGUCACCCGCCAGGACGGUAGUCCCAUUACUGGAACAAAGCAGUCUGUAGUCCUUCAUAACACAAUAACCGCCCAGCUUCCAACCCCUUCAACAACACCUCAGUACUACUGGGGACCACAGACCACUAACUAUAAACUGGAUGACCAGACAUUCACCCUUCCUGAUACUGGCGUUGUUGCUGUCCAGGUUCAGAUUCCAGAAAACGCCACAAGUGUCAGUUUACAUGCGGAAUAUGGAGCUGUUUCGAGCUACAAGACUCUAAGGAAAAGUUAUUCUCCUAGUGACAGCUAUAUCCAAUUGUUUUUGAGAUCCACCACAUUACGUGCAGGAAGUGUUGCAAACUUUGAAGUUCAGUCAACAGAGGGUGUGGGGCAACUUACAUAUCAGAUUUUAUCUCGGGGGACUAUUGUACACGCUGAAUCUGUGGAUGGAAACAACCAACAGUCGUUCACCGUCAGUGUACCUCUGACAGACAAAAUGGCACCCAAUGCCCGAAUCGUUACAUACUACGUCAGAACUGACGGAGAAGUUGUUACCGACAGCAUCAGUUUUAACGUUGCGGGAGUUUUCCAAAACCGGGUGGCUUUAAGUUUUGACAAAACGAAGGCUCAGCCCGGGGAGAACGUCAAUGUCCGUGUUACAGCUGACCCUAUGUCCACAGUCUAUCUGUUGGCCGUAGACCAAAGUGUUCUUUUGCUAAAGUCCGGAAAUGACAUCACCCAAGAAGAGGUAAUCGAUGAAUUGAAAACAUAUGAUACAAUUCAUCACUACGACAACGGACCUAUUUUCUUUGGGGGCGGUGGAGGCAUUAUGCCAUUCGGAAGAAAGAAGCGUAUGAUUUGGUGGCCAUAUCCUACUUAUUAUGGUGGAUCUGAUGCCUCUCAAAUCUUCGCUAAUGCAGGAGUGAAAGUCUUGACGGAUGCUCAGGUGUUUAAACAUGUUGAACCAAUGCGUCCUUGGUUUUUACCUGGUGCCACAAUGCCACCAAUGCCAUUUAUGAUGUCAACAAUGAUGUCAACUCCUUUACCUAAUUUCCAGCUGAAAGAAGUUGGUCGUGUUCGAAGUGUUUUCCCUGAGACUUGGUUGUGGACCAAUCGUUCUACUGGAUCUGAUGGUCAGGUUCAAAUUUCUACCACUGUUCCUGACACCAUCACCUCCUGGAUUGCCAGCGCCUUCGCCAUCAACAGUGCGUCUGGUUUGGGCAUUGCUGAUAUCACAGCUAAAAUUGAAACUUUUAAACCCUUCUUUGUCAGUCUUAACUUGCCUUACUCCGUUGUGCGUGGUGAACAAGUGGUUCUUCAAGCAAAUGUGUUCAACUACCUUUCACAGGAUACUGACGUUUUGGUUACCUUGGAGAAGAACGACGACUUCCGUAGCAUUUUGAUGGACGCCAGCAAUAACCCGACAUACGUGUCUCAAACACAGACUUCAACCAUCCAUGUCCCCUCUGGGCAAGCUAAAUCAGUUUUCUUCCCCAUCGUUCCUGCUGGUCUUGGCAUGAUUGACCUCACCGUUAAAGCUCAGUCCACAUUGGCUGCUGAUGGCGUCAGAAGACAACUGUUGGUUGAACCUGAAGGUGUUCCAAAAGAAUACAAUGUACCGAUUCUGAUUGACCUCAAAGAUAGCAACACUUUCACCAAAGAUGUUCCUAUAACACUUCCAGCAUCGGUGGUUGCUGGCUCACAGCAUGUUAAAAUCACUGCCAUUGGUGAUUUGUUGGGACCAACUGUAAAUAAUUUGGACAAACUCUUAAGUAUGCCCAAUGGCUGCGGUGAACAGACAAUGUUGGGAUUUGCCCCAGACGUUUUUGUGACAAACUACCUCUCUGCCACACAACAACUUUCUUCCGAAAUAAAAGAAAAGGCCAUAGGGUUUAUGGAAAAGGGUUAUCAAAGAGAACUGACAUUUCAACACAGAGAUGGAUCGUUCAGUGCUUUUGGUGAUAGUGAUAAAUCCGGAAGCAUGUGGCUGACGGCCUUUGUUGUCAAAUCCUUCCACCAAGCCAAAUCUUACAUCUUUAUUGAUGAAGAGACUCUGCAGAGAGCGAUUGAUUGGAUGAUAAGCCGACAAAAUGCGAACGGAUCCUUCCCAGAACCGGGACGUGUCAUUCACAAAGAUAUGCAGGGAGGAUCUGGAUCGGGGCCUGGACUGACUGCUUUUGUCCUUAUUUCUCUGCUGGAGAAUAAUGAUCUAAAAGGCGGGGUAGCACAAAGAAUCCAGAUGGCCAGUCAUAAAGCAGUGUCUUACCUUGAAAGAGAAGUCGCCAUGUUUGCCGAUAACUAUGCUCUCGCCAUUGUAAGCUACUGUCUCGCGUUGGCAAAAUCGCGGUUUGCUGGACCGGCGUUCGCCCGUCUUUCCAAUGACGUAAUUGUAAAAGAUGGCAUGAAACACUGGCACAAAGCUCAAACCCAGACCGAUUCCGACCACUAUUGGUCCCCGCCUCAUCGCCAGUCUAACCCAAUCGAUAUCGAGAUGACUUCAUACGCCCUCCUUGUGUACGCCUACAACAACCAGUUUACCGAUGGACUCUCGGUCAUGAAAUGGAUCACAUCACAGAGAAAUCCCCAGGGUGGAUUUGGUUCAACACAGGAUACCGUGGUGGCUCUUCAGGCUCUCUCUGAAUUUGCUAAAAUGGUCUAUUCCAACAACUUUGACAUACAAAUGACGGCGACGGCCGGAAGUUUCUCCCACCAAUUCUCUGUAAAUGCCAAAAACGCUCUUCUUCUUCAGUCCGUCGAGCUUCCGACAAUCCCAUCCCAAGUAACCAUCUCUGCCACAGGACAUGGUAUGGGUCUCAUCCAGGUUUCCGUAUUCUUCAAUGUGGAGCAAGAGAUUCAGGAACCUUCCUUUGAGAUGACAGUUACCAUGAUGAAAGAUACACUAGACGCCAUUCAGAUUGAAACUUGCGCUCAUUGGCUUAAGGUCGGUGCUAGCGGAAUGACAGUACAGGAGAUCGGGGUUCCUACAGGAUUUGAGGCAGAUUUAGAAAGCAUCACUCAGUUACCAACAUUGAAAAAGAUUGAAACAGAAAACAAAAAAAUCAUCAUUUACUUAGAUGAGAUUUCCACCACUCCAACCUGUAUAGUUGUGGACAUGUUCCGCACAGGAUUAGUUGCCAAAACACAACCUGCUGCCAUUCGAAUCUACGAUUACUAUGAACCUGCCAACCAAGUGACUAAGUUUUACCAAUCUCAGCGUCUGAAGAACUCUAAUAUCUGUGACAUUUGCGCGGAUUGUGGAUGUACAGCUUGAGCUGUUGUUCUGAUCCCGAUAGAGAACUGUUAAUCAAGAUACUGGUUUUAUAAAACUUUGUUAUUAAAGAACAAAAAUAAAACAAGCUUUUAUUAGUUUCAUACGAAUA